Zea mays is the source of this 875-nucleotide messenger RNA. RefSeq names its product caltractin. The record is from RefSeq and is marked provisional. Gene Ontology annotation, cellular component: myosin II complex. Gene Ontology annotation, molecular function: calcium ion binding. NCBI's taxonomy places the organism in Eukaryota, Viridiplantae, Streptophyta, Magnoliopsida, Poales, Poaceae.
AGACCUGGUGGAGUCAAGUACUCUACCAAACUUGCCCCUUCCCUUCCCAGUAAUGUCAAUAUUUUCUCACGCGUCACGCCGCCCCUCCGCCCUCCCUUUUACGCGGUUACCCCUAACUCCCAGCUCUCUCGUUCAGGCGCGCUCUCUCUAGCCGGCGACGAUUGGGCGAGCGGCGCCACUCAACGCCAGGUCUUCGUGAAAACCAUCGCCGGCGAUGAGUUUCAACCAGUCUACUGUCAAGGGGCAGGCCAGGAGGGAGAGGCCUAGGGCUCGCCCUCAUGGCCUGACGCAGCAGAGGAGGCAGGAAAUAAAGGAAGCUUUUGAUCUGUUUGAUACAGAUAACUCUGGAACCAUUGAUGCAAAAGAGCUCAAUGUUGCCAUGAGAGCCUUGGGAUUUGAGAUGACUGAAGAGCAAAUUAGGCAAAUGAUUGCUGAUGUUGACAAAGAUGGCAGUGGAGCGAUCGACUACGAGGAGUUUGAGCACAUGAUGACUGCCAAAAUCGGAGAGAGGGAUAGUAAAGAGGAGCUUUCAAAAGCAUUCCGCAUUAUUGAUCAAGAUGGAAAUGGAAAGAUUUCUAACAUUGAUAUCCAGAGGAUUGCCAAAGAGCUGGGUGUAAAUCUCACCCUCGAUGAGAUCCAAGACAUGGUGCAAGAGGCUGAUAGAAAUGGUGACGGUGAGAUAGACUUUGACGAGUUCAUCAGGAUGAUGAGGAGGACCAGCUUUGGCUACUAGGUGUAUUUAUCUGUGAGUGCUUGACGCUGCCAGUUUGUUUAUGACUACCGGGCGUGUGUUAAUCGACUGGUGUUGUUACUAUGAACAAUAAUGUUGUGCUCUGGUUUCGCUUAUAUAUAUAAUUUUAAUUUAAUUUUAAUUA